AUUGUUUAAUAAAGAAAACCCCUUUGCUUUCCCAUUAAUUACACUCCUACCAUUCUCCUUCCUGUUAACCUUUCACUGAAGCAGUAUGCUGCCCACCCUCUAGUACACUGCCCAACCUGUGUCUGUUGCUCUCUGCAUCUUGCAGAGCAAAAAUGGCGAAACAAGCUUCCUUCCUCUUUCAGUUCUUCUUCUUCUUCUUCUUCUUCGUAUUCUUCACUCUCCAGGAAGCCUCUCUGACUCCCGGCCCAGAUUUGAAAUCCCUCUUGGAUUUCAAAUCCACUUCGGACAAAGCUUACAAGCUCGCUUCGUGGAACUCGACCACCGACUAUUGUUCUUGGACCGGCAUCUCCUGUAUCCAGAACCGGGUUUCCAAGCUCGUUCUCGAAAACCUUGAGCUUUUUGGGUCCAUCCAGCGCCUGACUUCACUCACUCAGCUCAGAGUCCUUAGCCUCAAGAAUAACAGCCUCUCCGGUCGAGUCCCUGAUCUUUCUAACUUCACUGCGCUUAAGCUUCUCUUUCUUUCUCACAACGAGUUCAGUGGCGAGUUUCCCGCUUCUGUGCAGUCGCUUUUCAGGUUAUACCGUCUCGAUCUGUCGUUUAACAACUUCUCCGGCGAGAUUCCAGCGACGGCCAACCGUUUGACGCAUCUUUUGACGCUUCGGCUGGAGGAGAAUCGGUUUACUGGUGCAAUUUCGGGUCUGGGUCUCCCCAAUCUGCGGGAAUUUAAUGUUUCCGGGAACAGACUCUCGGGUGAAAUACCGGUGUCUCUUUCCGGUUUCCCCCAAUCGGCAUUCGGACAAAAUGCAGCUCUUUGUGGGAUUCCGAUGCAGAAGUGCAAGAGCAUUGCUAGUGACCCCACAAAACCCGGAUCCGACGGAGCAUUGGCAUCUCCGUUGAAGCCCGGCGACGACUCGAGUACAGUAGUAUCAUCGCCCAGCUCGUUUCCCUCAAAGCCAAACGCUCCAAAGCCUCACCGCGAGGAAAGUACCUCUUCCAAAAUCAGCCCAUUGGCUCUAAUAGCCAUUAUAUUAGGCGACGUUUUGGUCCUCGCCAUGGUCUCUCUCCUCCUUUACUGUUACUUCUGGAGAAACUACGUCGCCAAAAUGCGAGAUGGGAAGGGCUCAAAAAUCCUCGAAGGAGAGAAGAUAGUGUACUCGUCAAGCCCAUUCCCUGCCCAACCCGGAUACGAGAGGGGCCGAAUGGUAUUCUUCGAAGGAGCGAAAAGAUUCGAGCUUGAGGACUUGCUGCGAGCCUCGGCAGAGAUGCUAGGCAAAGGCGGGUUGGGAACGGCUUACAAGGCCGUACUCGAUGAUGGCAAUGUGGUCGCCGUGAAGCGGCUGAAGGACGCCAAUGUGGGUGGGAAGAGAGAGUUCGAGCAGCACAUGGAGGUCCUGGGGAGGCUGAGACAUCCCAAUUUGGUUAGUUUGAAGGCUUACUACUUCGCCAGGGAGGAGAAGCUGUUGGUUUAUGAUUACAUGCCCAAUGGAAGCCUCUUUUGGCUUCUCCACGGUAACCGGGGACCCGGGAGAACCCCGUUGGACUGGACCACAAGGCUGAAAAUAGCAGCAGGAGCAGCCCGCGGCGUAGCUUUUAUUCACAGCACAUGCAACACGGUUAAGCUCAACCACGGCAACAUCAAGUCCACCAACGUCCUCCUAGACAAAACCGGAAACGUCCGCGUCUCUGACUUCGCCCUUUCCGUUUUCUCAUUGCCCACCACCAACGCCCCGCGAUCCAACGGCUACCGUGCUCCGGAGUUGUUAUCCUCUGAUGGUCGGAAAGGCACCCAGAGAUCUGAUGUCUACUCCUUUGGGGUUCUCCUCCUGGAGUUGCUUACUGGAAAGUGUCCUUCAAUUGUGGACGGUGGUGAUGUGUCUGGGUAUGGAUACGGCGGUCCCGUGGACCUGCCCAGGUGGGUCCAGUCUGUGGUGAGGGAAGAAUGGACGGCUGAGGUUUUUGAUUUGGAGCUGAUGAGGUACAAGGAUAUUGAGGAAGAAAUGGUGGGGCUGCUGCAGAUCGCCAUGGCUUGCACCGCGGCAGCGCCUGAUCAACGGCCGAAGAUGAGCCAAGUUGUGAAGAUGAUCGAGGAGAUUCACGGGGUGGGGGUGUCCCCGUGCCACGAGGGUUUUGACUCCGUCUCCGAUUCACCUUGCGUAUCGGAAGACAGGGGUGGAGUAGUGAGUCAGUGAUUCUUUAAUUCGAAGAAGACUGAUGAUGUAGAUCUACUAAAUUCGGCCUUUUUUGAAAAAAAAAAAUUAACCUUUGUUAAGUUACUAGAUGGUCCGAAUGAAAGAGACCAAAAAAAAAAAAAAAAAAGUUAAAUGGGCAGUCUUUUUCAUUUUUUUGGUUGUUUUCCCUCUUGGGUUUUGGCUAAUUGCUUGGCUGUGAGUCUGUGACGCCUAAAAUAAAGUUCUUUUUCGAAA
Rubroshorea leprosula is the source of this 2423-nucleotide messenger RNA. Lineage: Eukaryota; Viridiplantae; Streptophyta; Magnoliopsida; Malvales; Dipterocarpaceae. The record is from the annotation of a GenBank genome assembly.